AUGCGUACCUCUGUUCUCGCGCUCGUGAUCGCCCCCACUGCCGUUCUCGGCCAGUCCCAGCUUUGGGGCCAGUGCGGUGGUAUUGGAUGGUCAGGGUCCACGACUUGUGUCUCAGGCUCAGUGUGCUCGAAAGUAAACGAUUAUUACUUCCAGUGUAUUCCUGGAUCGGGUGGCGGAUCUCCCACGACUACUGCUGGAGGCAGCAAUCCUGCUCCUACUCAAGGCACAGGGACCGGAGGUGGACUGAACGACAAGUUCAAGGCCAAGGGCAAGACCUACUUCGGAACAGAAAUCGACAACUACCAUCUGAACAACGCCCCUUUGAUGGCCAUCGCCAAAGAUAGCUUUGGCCAGGUCACUUGCGAGAAUUCCAUGAAGUGGGACGCAACUGAGCCGCAACGUGGAACGUUCAACUUCGGAAACGCUGAUAAGGUCGUCAGCUGGGCCACGUCGAACGGAAAGCUUAUCCGUGGCCACACCCUCCUCUGGCACAGCCAGUUGCCGAGCUGGGUCAGCCAGAUCAAUGACCGCACAACAUUGACGUCCGUCAUCCAGAACCAUGUGACCCAGAUGGUCACGCACUACAAGGGCAAGAUUCUCCAGUGGGACGUAGUCAAUGAGAUCUUCGCCGAAGAUGGUAACCUCCGAGACAGCGUCUUCAGCCGUGUGCUCGGGGAGGACUUCGUUGGCAUCGCCUUCCGUGCUGCUCGCGCCGCCGACCCCAACGCGAAGCUCUACAUCAAUGAUUAUAACCUUGACAUCGCGAAUUAUGCCAAGGUGACCAAGGGCAUGGUCGACCACGUCAACAAAUGGGUGUCGCAGGGCAUCCCCAUCGACGGCAUCGGGUCGCAGGCCCAUCUUGCGGCACCUGGUGGGUGGAACCCGGCGUCCGGCGUUCCCAACGCGCUCAAGACGCUGGCCGGCGCCAAUGUCAAAGAGAUCGCCAUCACCGAGCUCGACAUCAGCGGCGCGUCGCCAAACGACUACCUAACUGUUAUGAAUGGCUGUCUCGCCGUAUCCAAGUGCGUAGGUAUUACUGUUUGGGGGGUCUCCGACAAGGACAGCUGGCGCAGCAGCGACAGUCCUCUGCUAUUCGACAGCAAUUACAAGGCUAAGCAGGCGUACAAUACGCUUCUCAACGCGUUGUAAGGGAUUUUUGGAAUCAAUUGGUCGUUGUGUUAGGAUAGAUAGAUCACAUUCGCCAGCGGGCAAUAAAGCCGACUUCAUGCGACAUACAGAAGC
This is a messenger RNA of Paraphaeosphaeria sporulosa, 1242 nucleotides long. Its product is annotated as endo-xylanase. Gene Ontology annotation, biological process: carbohydrate metabolic process. Gene Ontology annotation, cellular component: extracellular region. The transcript has 3 exons. The coding region runs from base 1 to 1149 and encodes 382 amino acids. The record is from RefSeq and is a predicted model, not a curated record. Lineage: Eukaryota; Fungi; Ascomycota; Dothideomycetes; Pleosporales; Didymosphaeriaceae. Gene Ontology annotation, molecular function: hydrolase activity, hydrolyzing O-glycosyl compounds; cellulose binding.